CCGGAUUUUUCACCAAAGCCGGCAUCGGUAUGACUGCCGGAGCCGUCGGUGCCUUUUUCGGGACACCGGCCGAAGUGUCACUCAUCCGAAUGACAUCCGACGGACGGUUACCACUGGCCGAGAGACGCGGCUAUAAGAAUGUGUUCGACGCUCUCAUUCGCAUCACUCGAGAGGAGGGAGUGUUGACGCUAUGGCGCGGAUGUAUUCCAACCAUCGGUCGAGCGAUUGUUGUCAACGCCGCACAACUCGCCUCUUAUUCGCAGGCGAAACAGAUUUUGGUCUCCACUCCUUAUUUCAGUGAUAAUAUUAUGUGUCAUUUCGCCGCUUCCAUGAUAUCCGGUCUCAUCACUACCGCCGCCUCAAUGCCCGUCGAUAUCGCCAAAACUAGAAUCCAAAACAUGAAGAUAAUCGAUGGAAAGCCUGAAUAUAAGGGCGCUUUCGAUGUACUCUUCCGUGUGAUUCGUAAUGAAGGUGUGUUCGCUCUGUGGAAGGGAUUCACUCCAUAUUACGCGCGAUUGGGUCCGCACACAGUAUUGACGUUUAUAUUCUUAGAACAGGCGAAUCAGGCCUAUAAACAGCACGUCCUCAAAGACUUCUCUGGCGGCGGCGGUCUUUGAUCUCAAUUGAAACAAAUUCUCGCAAAAUAUUAGUAUAGAUUUUAUUUGGUUUUAACAUAUCUAUAGAUUUUAAAACAAUUAUGAAAUAAAUUGAUUUGUUAUUAGUAAACAAAAA
Medioppia subpectinata is the source of this 732-nucleotide messenger RNA. The record is from the annotation of a GenBank genome assembly. NCBI's taxonomy places the organism in Eukaryota, Metazoa, Arthropoda, Arachnida, Sarcoptiformes, Oppiidae.